AUGGACCUUCCAAAAGGGCUAGUGACCACCACCAGAAUCCCCUCCCACCUUGAAGAUCCCAAUGUGAUAGACGCCCUUGAUAUCGCACAUUUAUGGAAAGUCUAUCACACGAACCCCGCAGUCCACAAUAACGACUCAGGUCACCGCCUGGAGAACUUCUUCUGGAGAGUCUGGGGCAACGAGCGUCUGCGAUGUUCGUUGCAGGGAGAGGCGCUGGCCACGCUGUUUGUCAAUAUUGCUGAGUCGCAGGCACAGAAGUUCUCGUCUUCUUCUAGUGUUGUAAAGUCAAAGUCGUUGGAAAAGAUGUCCAGCGAACCUACAAUCUCCAAAGUCAACGUCCAACUCCCGCCAACACCACCGACUGAGGAGAACAAGUCAGACAGCACAACCAGAAAUUCGAAUGCAAGAUCGAAUUCAGAUCCAAUUUCAAAUACAAAUACAAAUACUCGCACUCCUCUCCCACCUAUCCUCAAAAAGCCAAAACCAGUAAACGGCAAUGAAUCUCCCCAGAAGAAAGCACGGCUACUCCUCACCGGAAUCGGUGGCCAACAUGUCACCCGCAAGCCAUCUAACCCUUUGACUCCAAUCUCGCCUCCGCCGUUUGCUGCUGCUGCGAAGGAAGAUCCAAAUGCCACUAUAACCACCACCACCACAACUGAUAAUGAUAUUACUGCUAUUACUGCUACUAACACUACCCACAACACGACUACUGCUGCGACUUUCAGGGCGCAGUACCAAUACCAGAAAAAGCCUUAUCUCGUCGCGAGCAAAGCAAGCAAGCGCAGGCCCGUGCUCGGGCGGCGCAAGUCCUCGCAGACUGCUAUUCCGAGAUAUGAAGCGAAAAGUGAUUAUUUCGGGCAGGGGGAUACAAAUGCAACUACACCUACAAAAACAAGCUCGAAGACAACAACUAAUACAACUGUUGGUUUCAGUCGGGAUGAGGAUGAUAACUUGAAGGAACAAAGGCCAGUUACUCCGGUUGAUGAGGAAGGGCCAAUUAAUUGCGAAAAGACAGCACAAAGAGAGUCCUCGGACACGGAAGCCCCUGCUUCUCUUGAUCAGGAGAACCAUCAAAGCAAGCAAGACGAGCGCACGGAGAGCCCUAAGGAAUCGCAACCGCCAGACGGCAAAUACGCCAACACAGAUGACCUCAAUCUCAAAAACCUCCCUCCAAACCUCGUCUCCAACCUCAAACUCCUCCUCGCCCAACAAAAACCAACCACAACCACCACCACCAGGCCCAACAACACCAAAUCACGCCCCAAACACAUCCCAUACUCCAUCACUACUACCAACGCCGCGACGCACCGCCUCACCAACCACGAACGCGACCACCUCCGCCGCCUAAAAUCAAGCACCUACAUACACCAACUCCAGCACCAGCUCCAACAACAACAACAUCAGCAACCAGCAAAGCUCGUCGACGACCAUUUCCGCGUGCGCUUCGCGGAAGAACUCCAGCGUGAAGAGAGAUUUCUGAACACCGUGAAUUCAUUACCGGAGGAGGAGCGGAGUGCGGUUCUGGAGGGGCAUAGCGGGCGUUCGAAAGCUCCGAGGAUUCCGAGGACGUCGUGGGUUGAGGUUCUUGGUGGUGGGGGUGCGGGUGUUGAGCGAGAUAUUGAUACUGAGAGGAUAAAGCAAGAGCGUCCCGAAGCCGCUACCAACGACAAUGAUGAUGGAUGGUCAUUUACAGGUGAAGAUGGCGGUGGAUGGGCGGCCGAUGAUGCACAGGAUCACUACAGUGAUACGCAGGUGGAUGCUGCUCCGUUCAAGUUUGAAGGGAUGUCCUACGCUUCAUCCUGGCGUGCGGCAUGUCGACUACAGGUUUCGGGGCAGUUGACGGUGUUGCUUCGUGCUGAGCAGUAUGGGUAUCGAGGGGAUGCGGAAAUAGUGGAUAGUACUUAG
Molecule: messenger RNA, 1905 nt
Organism: Aspergillus chevalieri
Lineage: Eukaryota; Fungi; Ascomycota; Eurotiomycetes; Eurotiales; Aspergillaceae
Product: GATA-like domain-containing protein
Exons: 4
Coding region: 1-1905 (634 amino acids)
Source: RefSeq, a predicted model, not a curated record